GUGGCGUCUUCCUCAUCCACGUGUAGUGUGUCAACGCAAACGAUCGCUUCAAAGGUAAAACAUGUACCUCCUCUCUUUUCUGAUCUCUUUGAUCUGGCAAUUUAUUCCUUCGGUUGCCAGAGCAGUUUGCACUCUCACCAUAAAGUUCGUGGCAAUCCAGUGCUGGAAGGAGUCUCGGUGAUUCUGGACAGAAUGGUGCUGACGAGCAACCCAGAGACCAAUGCAGCGUUUGAAGAAAUAACACCUACAAGGCUAGGUAACUGAUUAUUUUUACAUUUGCUUUAUUUAGCGCCUGUUUACAUGGAGGUGGGGGACCCUAGGUAAGUGAAGUAACCCUCUUAGCUGGGGUAACCCGCCUUUCCAUAUAAUCUCUCAUUUUAAGUUCAUUGCAUUUACAUGAUAAGUGGGGUGACCCGCCAAGCUAACCCUCCCAGCCGGGGUCAAAUUUUGCCAUGUAAACGUUUCAAGGUGGGGUAACCCAGCUAGCCGGGGUCGGAUUUGUGAUACAUCAAAUUCUCACAAAAUUCACUUUGGUGGUGGCUUUGCAUAAUUAUUAAAGGUAGCAAUACAAAGCCACAGCACUGAAGGUUGUAACAAGAGCAGCAAGUGAGUGUAGAAGAGCAUUAAUCACCAAAAGACAUGGUUUGCCAGUAUUUUUAUUGUUUACGUGCUUAGCGACCAAUCAAUAAUCUUGAGAAAGUGCACCCCGCGAUGGCGGGGUUGUAAGAUUGCAUGUAAAGGAGGGUUAAUAUUUAACCCCACCUAAGUGGGUUACCUUACCUACCUGGGGUCCCCCACCUCCAUGUCAACAUGCCCUUAGGGACAGUUUGGUUGAAACCUGGAAGGCUUUCCAUGGUUCACUUUUGCCCCACGUGAGCAAAAAAAAAGAAAAUGACUUGCGUGUCAACGCGGAUAACUGUCAUCGGGUGUCAUAGCUUUGUCCAGGUUUAGGGUUAGUACCUAUUUAAAGUUGCGAGAAGUUAAACAAUAAAAACAAAGUCUGUCAGACUUGCAGCGAAACCCUACAGAAAUCAAAGCAAAAUUGGGCUAAACCCCAGAAUACUCAGCCAGUUAUAAAUCCUCACUGAAUCUGUGCAUACACGCACAUGCUAUUUCUCAUUCUUUAAGCCAUAGAAGCAGGACAAGUGCGCUGUAAAUGCACACAUGUAGAGUAUUUCUCUUUCUUUGAGCCAUGAGCAAAUCAACAGCGCACAACCACUGCAGGACCGCGGACCGGAUUAGUAACUGAUUAAACCAGGACUUCGCGACUGAAGACGACGGUAGCAUUUCAUUUCCAAACUUAUAUCAACAUCAACUCCACGAGUUUGGGACUACGGAUCACGUUAACAGCACACUUUUAUCCUUGUCUGAACCCCAUUAAACACCUGUGGAUCGCGGACCAUGGUCUUAAAUCUAAAGGCUCAAAGUUGCUGGGUAUUCUGAAGUUGCUUGCAAUUUUCUCUAAUAUAUCCGCUGGUAGUGCGUGCUUGAAAGACAUAAUGUUCCAGUACAUUGCCCAAAAUUACAACACAGCACUCAGUAAGAUAAAAAUUAUUGACCUAACUGGACAGAAACAGGAAGCUGUAAAAUCGUUGAAGCCUAGGAAAAGCCUUGUGAACAACCCACUUAUUAAUUUCAAGAGACCUAGUGACCUACAGCUUACAUUUUUAUGUGUCUGUUUUAUUUUUGCUUGUUUCUUGCCGCCACAGUUGCUGCCGGGUUAGAGUUUCUUUACCCUUCAUGAUGCAGAGUAAUAAUAAUUAUUGAUGUGAGCAUGAUCAAGAGCUUCCCUUGUUUCUGACGUGUCCAUUAGGUGUACAUACACAUUUUAAUACUUACUUCAUUGCCUGUAGGUAACUGGAGACCAGGGGAGAUUCCCACAAAGGAACUUCUGACCCUUAUCUCUUCGUGGAUAAAAACGCAGAAGAAGGGAAUCAUCAGGAAAGCUGAAAAUCCUCAAGUGCUUUCACUGGUACUUGAGGAAAAGCAGUCCUACUCUGAGGAGGAAGAUCGC
This is a messenger RNA of Porites lobata, 2014 nucleotides long. NCBI's taxonomy places the organism in Eukaryota, Metazoa, Cnidaria, Anthozoa, Scleractinia, Poritidae. The record is from the annotation of a GenBank genome assembly.